This is a messenger RNA of Cooperia oncophora, 306 nucleotides long. NCBI's taxonomy places the organism in Eukaryota, Metazoa, Nematoda, Chromadorea, Rhabditida, Trichostrongylidae. The record is from the annotation of a GenBank genome assembly.
AUGCCCGAAAUUAUGGUGAAGAACGGAUUCAUUUUUAUAAAGAAUAUCUCUACUCAUGAACUAAAGAAAUUCAAAUCCACCGACCUGGCUAUCAAACUGGGAUGGUCCUACAUAGGCUGGCAUGGGACACCCAUAAAGAACAUGCUAACAACUAAUGAGCUGAGAAAUUUUGAGGUUAACCAGGAUGUCUACGGCUCAUUAAGACUGGAGGAAUUUAUCGGUUGUGAGAAAUCCGUUGAACUGAAUGAGGAGGAUCAAUUCAUGGAAGAAAACGUGCAGCUGAACGAGCUGACUUGUCCACAAUAA